Messenger RNA from Brassica napus (rape), 1794 nucleotides. Its product is annotated as CBL-interacting serine/threonine-protein kinase 11-like. Gene Ontology annotation, molecular function: protein kinase activity; ATP binding. Lineage: Eukaryota; Viridiplantae; Streptophyta; Magnoliopsida; Brassicales; Brassicaceae. The record is from RefSeq and is a predicted model, not a curated record. Gene Ontology annotation, biological process: protein phosphorylation; signal transduction. Bases 213 to 1529 code for a protein of 438 amino acids. The transcript has a single exon.
UCUUAUUCCUAAAUCCAUAAAAAGUAAACACACACAACAACAAAGAAACGUCCCUAACAAAAAAAAAGACAACAUCGAAUUAGCAUACGUGUUCAUACGCUUGUUCCCAUUUGAAAAUUACGCGCAAGGUUCCAAAUCCACCGACGAAAACUCGUCUUCCUCCCUCUUCUAUACAUAACUCAUCUCUCAACCAGUCUCCGCCUUCUAAAACCAUGUCGGAGAUCGAGGUUGUCGCCGACAACCUCGGCAACAACAACAACAACAGCAACGCCUUGUUCGGGAAAUACGAGCUCGGGAAGCUCCUCGGAUGCGGCGCAUUCGCCAAAGUCUACCACGCGCGUGACCGCCGCACGGGCCAAAGCGUAGCCGUCAAAAUCCUCAACAAGAAGAAACUCCUCGCGAACCCGACCCUCGUCAACAACGUCAAGCGCGAGAUCUCGAUCAUGCGGCGUCUGUCUCACCCUUACAUCGUCAGGCUCCACGAGGUGAUGGCCACAAAGGGAAAAAUCUUCUUCACGAUGGAGUUCGUUAAAGGAGGAGAGCUCUUCAACAAAAUCUCAAAACACGGUCGUUUAAGCGAAGAUCUAGCCCGCCGUUAUUUCCAGCAGUUAAUCUCAGCCGUCGGUUACUGCCACGCGCACGGGGUGUACCAUCGCGAUCUCAAACCGGAGAAUCUCUUGGUCGACGAGAACGGGAAUUUGAAGGUAACCGACUUCGGUUUAAGCGCGUUGACGGAUCAGAUCCGACCCGACGGGUUGUUGCAUACCUUGUGCGGCACGCCUGCUUACGUGGCGCCAGAGAUUCUCUCCAAGAAGGGGUACGAAGGCGCGAAGGUGGACGUGUGGUCAUGUGGCAUCAUCUUGUUCGUCCUCGCAGCUGGUUUUUUACCGUUUAACGAUCCGAACGUGAUGAAUAUGUAUAGGAAGAUUUAUAGAGGAGAGUAUCGUUGCCCUAGGUGGAUGUCUCCGGAUCUGAAACGGUUUGUUUCUCGUCUUCUUGAUAUCAAUCCGGAGACGAGGAUCACCAUUGAUGAGAUUCUGAAAGAUCCUUGGUUCGUUAAGGGAGGUGUUAAGCAGAUUAAGUUUCAUCACGAUCAAGAUUUUGAUAAGGUGAAGGAGAAAGGUGAACCGGUGGUGAAGAGUCUAAACGCGUUUGAUUUGAUUUCGUUUUCCUCCGGGUUGGAUCUCUCCGGUUUGUUCGCCGGUGGGGGGAGUUCGAUUGGCGAGACGGAGAGGUUUGUUUUGGAGAAGUCGCCGGAGAAGUUGGCGGAGGAGGUGGAGGCGUUCGCGGAGGAGGAGAAGCUGAGGGUGAAGAAGGUGGAAGAGUAUGGGUUUGAAAUGGAGGGGCAAAAUGGUAAAUUUGCUAUUGGGAUAUAUAUUUCGCGGCUGAAUGAUUUGCUCGUGGUGGUGGAGGCGAGGAGGAGAGGUGGCGAGGGAGAUUGUUACAAGGAGAUGUGGAGUAACAAACUCAGGGUUCAACUUGAACGCGUUUGCGAUCAAACGCCAGCCGCAACUGUGGAUUUUUCAUGAUGUGAUUUCAAGUCAAACGCCAAAUCGCUGCGGUUGGAUGGGAUUGAUUGAUUUGCGUUCUGCUACGUAUCUUAGAUUUAUUACCCAAAAAAAGAAAAAAUAAUAAAAAAAAUUAACAUAUAUAUUUAUAAUUCUAUACUAAAUUGUAGGUAUCUAUUUUGCAUCUUGGUAAAUUCAAAUGUAUUACUCACUAUGUAUAACAAGUCUAUAUUGACUUGUAGAUACUUUACUCUUUUGUAUAAUAUAUAAAAUUUUCUUCUAAUUA